Messenger RNA from Nematolebias whitei (Rio pearlfish), 1112 nucleotides. It is a transcript of the gene ccnp, whose product is annotated as cyclin P. The coding region runs from base 57 to 1112 and encodes 351 amino acids. The record is from RefSeq and is a predicted model, not a curated record. The transcript is spliced from 8 exons. Gene Ontology annotation, molecular function: cyclin-dependent protein serine/threonine kinase regulator activity. Gene Ontology annotation, cellular component: nucleus; cyclin-dependent protein kinase holoenzyme complex; centrosome. NCBI's taxonomy places the organism in Eukaryota, Metazoa, Chordata, Actinopteri, Cyprinodontiformes, Rivulidae. Gene Ontology annotation, biological process: mitotic cell cycle phase transition; regulation of cyclin-dependent protein serine/threonine kinase activity.
CAGACCUCCAACACGCCCGUGGAUAAGUAGCUGCAGCGGCCCAGACCCGGGACAGCAUGGCCAAGACCGGGUUCUGCGACUCCAAGCCCCUGCUGGACUUACACAUGAAGGACGGGAGGCUGGUGACACAAACCCCUGAAGACAUCAUCAUGGGGCGUCAGGAGGACAACAGGACAGGCUCUGCUGCAGAUGAGUGUGGGGAGAUCUCCAUUGCACUCCUGUACACUCAUGGCUUUCAGGGCCUUCCUAGCCUUCAGACUUUGGUUCCCAGCUUCUUGCGACAUGAAGUAGAGACAGUGCUCGAGAAACUGGACCUCAUUUGGGAUCGGACAUUCGCCUGGGAUAUGUUCUUGGACAUGAUGAGAACCCAGUCACAGAACUCUCUUUCCAACGCUAAUCUGCCCCAUUACUUUACCAAUGCUGCUCGAGGUAUUCUAGUAGACUGGCUCAUUCAAGUACACGAGCUGAUGCAGUUCCAAGAGGAGACACUCUAUUUGGCUGUGCACCUCCUGAACCGUGCGCUGCAGCUGCUGAAUGUGUCCACAGCCAACAUGCAGCUUCUUGGCGUGGUGUGCCUGUUCAUCGCAGCCAAGAAAGAAGAGAGCCUCCUCCCAGAGGCAUCUGGGCUCUGCAGCUUGAUGGACCAUGCAUACACGAAGCAUCAGCUGCUGAGAAUGGAACGUAAAGUCCUGUCUGUGCUCAAGUUCAAUCUGUCCCACUGUCCUGCUCUGCACUUCCUCCUCAUCUUUGCUUCUGUAGCUCGCUGUAGCGCUACGGUGGUGUGGAUGGCUCGUUAUCUGCUGGAGCUGUCCCUCCUGGAGUUCCAGUGUGUGGUGUUUCUGCCUGUGCAACUGGCAGGAGCGGCUCUCUGUUUGGCUCGUCGGGUUCUGCAGGAGCCUCCGACACCAGAGGCAGAGGCUGCCUGGUGUCUGGCCUCCAGCAUUCAUGUUGGCAGUGAGGCCGUUCUGCUGAGGAUCAUGCAAAUUCUAGCUGGUGUUGCAGCCGAGGCUCAUGAGACCUACUCUACUUUUAUUAAAUUUUCCUGCCCAGAGACCAUGCAUGUGAGCAGACACCCAGGUCUGAAGAGCAUUGCAGGUCUGUUGGGUGUGUAA